AAUCGUAAGUUUGUAUUUUAUUUUACUCUAUCUUUGGCUUGCUUGAGCGAUAAAAAAAUGCAGCUGUUUUAAAACCUUAUACGAGCGUUUGGCAGUCUGUCGAUCUCGACCAUGUCACUGUUAAAAUGCUUCAGACACAAGUCUUCUUCGUCCGAGCAGGAAGACAUCAGAGUAGUCGAUCUGACUAGUUCAGAUCUGAGUGAAGUUCCUAUGUCGAUAGUGCUUCACGAACGAACCUUGGAAACUCUGACAUUAUCUUCGAACCACAUCCAAGACUUGCCACUGCCACUGUUCCAUUGCCAAAAUCUCACCACACUAAUCCUCUCCGAUAACGAACUGAGUUACCUGCCAUCGGCCAUCAGCUUAUUAGUGAAUAUACGCGAACUAGAUGUUAGCAAGAAUUACAUUCGAGAGGUUGAUAACGCUAUCAAAGGAUGCAAGAAGUUGGCCUCUUUAAACUUGAGCUCGAAUCCACUGGGACGAUUAACCGAUGGAAUAACGCAACUCAUAUCUCUGGAAGAACUCUACGUAAAUAGCAUAAAAGCCGAUUUUUUACCAGCCAAUAUUGGCAGAUUGGCGAAACUCAAGGUACUCGAAGUACGCGACAAUAAUCUCAACUCUUUGCCCAAAACCAUCAGCAGACUGACCUCCUUGAUACGAUUAGAUAUCGGCGAAAAUAGCUUUCAAUUGAUUCCAGAGGAAUUGAAAAACGCUACUCGACUUCAAGAGCUUUGGUGUGAUUUGAACGAAAUCGAGAUCAUACCUUCGUUCGUCAGCAACUUCACCGAUCUGGUGUACUUCGACGUAUCGGAGAAUUUAGCCAGCGCUGUACCCUCGGCUAUCUGCCAUUGCUCCAAGUUGAAUUUCUUGAAUUUCAACUACUGUAAUUUGCAAGUGUUACCGGUUAGUUUUAAAAACCUGAGUUAUCUGGUAACUCUGAAGGUGGAAUACAAUAACUUGGAGUAUUUGCACGAUUCUAUCGGCGGAUUAGUCAACCUAGAGGAGUUAUUUUUAAACAACAAUAAACUCAGACAUCUGCCAGUGACCAUCGGUCUGCUACGUAAACUGAUCAUAUUUCAUUUAGAUGAAAACAUGCUGUGCGAAUUACCGCCGGAAAUCGGUAGCUGCGUUAGUUUAAAAGUGCUGACUUUGCGAUCCAAUGAGAUCUCGUAUAUACCCGAUGAAAUAGGCCACCUGAGCAAACUAUCGGUUUUCUCGUUAACCGACAACUGCCUGCAAUAUUUACCUUUAUCCAUACUCAAGCUGAAGAAUCUAUCUGCUCUGUGGCUAUCUCACAAUCAAGGCAAACCUCUCAUACCACUUCAGCACACUUACGAUCACCAUCAAGGCAAACGUAUCCUCACUUGCUACCUGUUACCUCAACAAAAAACACUCAGAGAGUGCACCCCUGAAGAAAGGAGCGUAGACGAUGGCUCUAAAUUGAUCAAUCGCAAUAGUCAUAUCAAAUUCGAAUCCGAUUUAACCUUCAGUUUACCGACUAAUAAAUUAACCAGGGUACCGACACCUCAUCCUAAAAAACUUCGAGAGCUGGCUAAAAUCACUAGGAGUAGUGAUAAUGAACAAAAAACGUUCGCUAAUCCUUUCUGCGUACCCAGUGAAGCUCCAGCUUUCGCUCAUUCGUCGUCGUCUCAUUAUAAUGGAGAUGCUCGAUACGAAUUUACGAAUCUAGAUUGCCAAUCUAGCUCGGAUAGUGGGUUUAGUUUUCAAAAAUUAAAAUUAGAAGACGAUAUAACGUAGCUUUAUUUAAUGACUGUUUUUUAAAUUUUAUCAAAAAUUUAUAAAGUUCCUCUCGAUACUUAACGUGUUUAAUUUUUAAUUCGAUCAAAAUUGCCAUUUUUAUUUUAAAUUAACGAGCUUAAUUUUUAUAACCAAAUAAUUUUUUUUUCAUCUUGUAUUUUGUUUUUUUUUGUUUUGUAUAAACUUUACAAUUAUUAUUGCAAAUUUUGUCAAUUUUUUUGAUUUUUUUCUUUCUCAAUGUGAGUCAAUUUUACAAAUGUUUUAAUGUAAGUGCCUUAGACAUUUUAUUUUAUUUUUUCUCUUUUAUCUAUUUUUUUUUUCAUUUGUGAAUUUUAAUUUUUUAUACACUAUUUGCAUUCUCGUGUGCGUGUAACCUUUUAAAUAAAUUUUUAUUUAUUAUUUA
Planococcus citri (citrus mealybug) is the source of this 2161-nucleotide messenger RNA. RefSeq names its product erbin-like. Bases 112 to 1758 code for a protein of 548 amino acids. The record is from RefSeq and is a predicted model, not a curated record. NCBI's taxonomy places the organism in Eukaryota, Metazoa, Arthropoda, Insecta, Hemiptera, Pseudococcidae. Gene Ontology annotation, cellular component: postsynaptic membrane; adherens junction; postsynaptic density. Gene Ontology annotation, biological process: receptor clustering; embryo development; neurotransmitter receptor transport, endosome to postsynaptic membrane. Gene Ontology annotation, molecular function: protein binding. The transcript has a single exon.